ACUUCCACAGUAGUUCCACGAGUAAAAAACGGAUCUCCUUCCGCCCAUAAACUCUCCGCAGAGCUUGAGAUUGGACGCCUUCGUCUCCAUAAUCGCGGCCCGGAUGGCCCUCUCAUCAAAUUUCGCCGCCUCCCUCAUCCCUUCUCGAAACCCUAUUAGUCUUUCCCUCGUUUACCUCGCUACCCCAUUCUCUUAUAAACCCAUCUCCCGAUACAGUUCUCUCCGGACCAUGGCAUCUCUUAGAAUCUCCCCGUCGCUUGGUAUCUCAGAGACCUUUGCUCGUCUGAAGGAGCAGGGAAAAGUUGCAUUCAUACCCUACAUUACUGCUGGUGAUCCAGACUUGUCUACCACAUCAAAAGCAUUACAAAUUCUUGAUUCUUGUGGCUCAGACAUUAUAGAGUUGGGCAUGCCCUACUCUGAUCCGUUGGCAGAUGGGCCAGUUAUUCAGGCUGCGGCCACACGAGCUUUGGCCAAAGGAACUAAUUUCAAUGCAAUAAUUUCUAUGUUACACGAGGUAGUGCCACAAUUGUCUUGUCCCAUUGCUCUGUUUACAUAUUAUAACCCGAUUCUGAAGCGAGGGAUUGAAAACUUUAUCUCUACCAUUAAGAAUGUUGGUGUACAUGGGCUAGUUGUGCCUGAUGUUCCUUUAGAGGAGACUGAAAUUUUGAGGAAUGAAGCUUCUAAACAUCACAUCGAGCUAGUGUUGCUUACGACACCAACCACGCCCACUGAUAGGAUGAAAGCAAUUGUGGAAGCCUCAGAAGGAUUUGUGUAUCUUGUGACUUCUGUUGGCGUCACAGGCACCCGUUCAUCUGUUAGUUUGCGUGUGCAAUCUCUGCUUCAGGAUAUUAAAAAGGUAACAAAUAAACCAGUUGCAGUCGGUUUCGGCAUAUCGAAACAGGAACAUGUCAAACAGGUUGCUUGCUGGGGAGCAGAUGGUGUGAUUGUUGGUAGUGCCAUGGUGAAGAUCUUGGCUGAGGCCAAAUCCCCUGAAGAAGGAUUGAAGGAGCUGGAAAGCUUCACGAAGCUGCUCAAGGCUGCAGUGCCUUGAGAACUUCACUCCAAAAGGACUUUUUUUUUACAAGGAAUUAUAGAGCAUCACUUCAAUCAGUUUUGAUCGAUAUGGUUGAUAAAUAUGGCUAUGGACAUGUGGAAGGGGUGGCUUGAAACUUUUUUUUUUUUUUAUUAAAAGUUUUUUUUAGAGAUUUUAUGA
Dendrobium catenatum is the source of this 1213-nucleotide messenger RNA. RefSeq names its product tryptophan synthase alpha chain. The record is from RefSeq and is a predicted model, not a curated record. Gene Ontology annotation, biological process: L-tryptophan biosynthetic process. Gene Ontology annotation, molecular function: tryptophan synthase activity. The transcript is spliced from 9 exons. Gene Ontology annotation, cellular component: chloroplast; cytosol. Lineage: Eukaryota; Viridiplantae; Streptophyta; Magnoliopsida; Asparagales; Orchidaceae. The coding region runs from base 104 to 1051 and encodes 315 amino acids.